This is a messenger RNA of Xenia sp. Carnegie-2017, 3519 nucleotides long. Its product is annotated as extracellular matrix-binding protein ebh-like. The coding region runs from base 1 to 3519 and encodes 1172 amino acids. NCBI's taxonomy places the organism in Eukaryota, Metazoa, Cnidaria, Anthozoa, Malacalcyonacea, Xeniidae. The record is from RefSeq and is a predicted model, not a curated record. The transcript has 3 exons.
AUGGGGCUACAAUUCAAGCAUCAUGGAUUGAAUGAAAGAAAGUCAGACUUCGAGCAUGAAUGUCUGGAAUCUAACGUCACAAUGUUAGCAUAUGAACUUUCUGUCGCAGUUGAACCUGCCGGAAACGAGAUCGAGGAUGAUAGAGACGAUAUAGAAGUUGCUAUAAACGAGAUUGAGGAUGCCAGAAACGAUGCAGAAGUUGCUAUAAACGAUACGGAGGAUGCCAGAAACGAGAUUGAGGAUGCUAGAAACGAUGCAGAAGUUGCUAUAAACGAUACAGAGGAUGCUAGAAACGAUAUUGAGGAUGUUAUAAACGAUACAGAGGAUGUUACAAACGAGAUUGGGGAUGCCAGAAACGAUGCAGAAGUUGCUAUAAACAAUACAGAGGAUGCUAGAAACGACACAGAGGAUGCUAUAAACGAUACAGAGGGUAUUAUAAACGAUACAGAGGAUGCUAUAAACGAUACACAGGAUGCUAGAAACGACACAGAGGAUGUUAUAAACGAUACAGAGGAUGCUAUAAACGAUACACAGGAUGCUAGAAACGACACAGAGGAUGCUAUAAACGAUAUUGAGGAUGCUAGAAACGAUAUUGAGGAUGUUAUAAACGAUACAGAGGAUGUUAUAAACGAGAUUGGGGAUGCCAGAAACGAUGCAGAAGUUGCUAUAAACGAUACAGAGGAUGCUAGAAACGAGAUUGAGGAUGCUAGAAACGAUGCAGAAGUUGCUAUAAACGAUACAGAGGAUGCUAGAAACGAUAUUGAGGAUGUUAUAAACGAUACAGAGGAUGUUAUAAACGAGAUUGGGGAUGCCAGAAACGAUGCAGAAGUUGCUAUAAACGAUACAGAGGAUGCUAGAAACGACACAGAGGAUGCUAUAAACGAUACAGAGGGUAUUAUAAACGAUACAGAGGAUGCUAUAAACGAUACACAGGAUGCUAGAAACGACACAGAGGAUGCUAUAAACGAUAUUGAGGAUGCUAGAAACGAUAUUGAGGAUGUUAUAAACGAUACAGAGGAUGUUAUAAACGAGAUUGGGGAUGCCAGAAACGAUGCAGAAGUUGCUAUAAACGAUACAGAGGAUGCUAGAAACGAGAUUGAGGAUGCUAGAAACGAUGCAGAAGUUGCUAUAAACGAUACAGAGGAUGCUAGAAACGAGAUUGAGGAUGCUAGAAACGAUGCAGAAGUUGCUAUAAACGAUACAGAGGAUGCUAGAAACGAUAUUGAGGAUGUUGUAAACGAUACAGAGGAUGUUAUAAACGAGAUUGGGGAUGCCAGAAACGAUGCAGAAGUUGCUAUAAACGAUACAGAGGAUGCUAGAAACGAUACAGAGGAUGCUAUAAACGAGAUUGAGGAUGCUAUAAACGAGAUCGAGGACGCUAAAAACGGGACAGAAGAUGCUAUAAAUGAGACAGAGGAAGCUAAAAACAAUGCUGACAAUGCUAUAAAUGAGAUUUAUGAUGCUAGAAACGAAAAUGGUGAUGAAAGAAACGAUGCAGGCAAUGCUAUAAAUGAGAUUGAAUAUGCUAGAAACGACAUUGUUGAUGCUAGAAACGAGAUUGAAGGUGUUAUAAACAAGAUUGAGGAUGUUAUAAACAGGAUUGAGGAUACUAGAAACGAGACAGAAGAUGCUAGAAACGCAACGGAUGAUGCUAUGAACGAGAUUGAUGAUACUAUAAACGAGAUUGAAAAUAAAAGAAACGAAGCUGUAGACGGUAGAAUGUGCGCUGAAGCAUUUGUGGAGUUGACAAACAAAUAUGUCGAAUCUGACAAAAAUAUAUCGGCAUAUGAAAGACUAAAACCUUCUGUUGAAGAUGUUAAGAAUUCUGAAGGAGAGAAAUAUAUGCAGCUGAAUAAGUAUUUGAAACAGGAAAACAUUAUUAUGACGAAGAUAUUUGAAUUUCAGCAUCAACUUCAGAAAUUAGGCAUGGGAUCAAUGGAUAACGAAAUUAAUUUUAUUCUUUCACAAGAAGUUGCUAAAAAAUUCAAUGAUCUUUUGAAAGAAGUGGAUGAGACAAUAGACAAUGUUGAAGAAGGCAAGAUGUUACAUGGUGAACAAAAAGCGUUGAUUCAAAGAUUGAAAAGCAUUCGUGAUGUUUGUAACGAAAUAAAAAAUCAUUUUUCUCGUCCAUUUGAUAAGAAUGUGGGCGAAUCGUGUGAUGAGCUUGUAAAGGCUGUUCCACUUCCUCAAUUGUCUUUUUAUCGCGGGAAUUGUCCAAUAAAUUGCGAUGGAGAAAGGAAUGGUAUCAAGGAUUACAUCGACGUUGAUGAAAAUAUUGAUUCGAAUGAGAAGCAACAACAAAACCUCGAGGAAAUGUUUCAGGAAAACUCUGUGAAAGAUCAUAGUCGCGAAGCUGAAGAAAUACCCCAGAAAACUGAAAAUUUUUCAACAGAAACAUUCAGGGAACUUUGUGUGAAGCACAAUGCGCUUAAUUUAGCCAAUGAAUGCCGUGAAACAGUUGAAGAAGGUUUCUCUGAAAUGACAGCUGAUGACGAAACUUUCGAUGAAGUUUCUAGCGAUGUUAUUUAUCUUAAUGGCGUUGAUUCACCAGACGACUCUCAUGAAACAGAUCUAAACAAACCGAAAGGACUCGGAGAAAUUAAUGAAAAGCAGACUGAGGGUUUGACUCAAGUUUACGAACAUUAUUUUUCAACCGAUGCAAUUAAUGAGACAGAGAAAGAAAAGAGAGGAGUUACAGCAAAAGACAAAGAAACAACAGGAAUUACAUCAACAGACCACGGCGUUUCUGCCGUAGCCGUUAAAACUUUGGCUUCACAUGCUGAAGAAAGGAGUACUGCUUGUGUGGAAAGUCUUUCCGAUGAUAAAAGCGUUUCGACACAUUCUCUGGACAACAAUGAACUAACAAUAUGCAAUGGUUGCAUCCAUGAACUACCGAAGAGAUCUCUGUUGAAGGAGGUUAUUGAAGAUGUCGAAAGGAUGUGUAGGAACAUCGAGGAUAUCUGUGGUAAACCACUGGUGCUUUCAUUGGAUGGGGUGAAAAUAGAAAAGGAGUUGACCGAGUUGACGAAGUGUUCUCUUGCAGUUAAAGAUCAGGAAAAGAAUCUGGAAAAGAUGGAAAGUUUACAUGAUGACAAACUCAUCGAAGAAGCGCUGUUUUCAUUGAGGUCACAUCGAAUGGAACUGGAAAAGAGGGAGGAAGAGUUCGCAGUGUUUUUGCCCAUUUUAAACCACGUUCAGAAGACUUUAGAAGAAUCGGAGGAAAGUCUUUCUUUCGACGCCGUUCUGGAAAAUAAGGUCGAACGUGAAAUCCUCCAUGAUAGAAUGAUGCAGGUUGAGAAAUGUGCUAGAGAAAUUGAACAACUAUGGCUUUAUUUGCCCAAAAACGAGACUGAGCUACUGGGAAGACUAGCGGAGUCCUUGAAAGCUGAACUUAAUGGUAGAAUUGCACUGUUAAAUGAAAAGGAAAGGAAGCGGGUUGAUUUUGAAUCCAAGCUGGAUGCCGUGAAACGCAAGUUAGUGAUAGUUGAAGAGUUUCUCGGUAAAAUGGCAUUGAUUUAA